AAAAAACACAACGAAACCUCAGUGUUGUGCUCUGUGUGAUCCUCUGUGUGAUCCUCUGUGUGAUCCUCUGUGUGAUUCACUCUGUGUGAUCCUCUGUGUGAUCCUCUGUGUGUGUGUCUCUGUGUCUCCGUCACACUCACACACAAACAUGCUCUGUGACUGUGAGUGGAACAGGCCGCGCUGUUGAUCUGGACACGAGGGGCUGGACAUCCUCCUGCUGUGGACUUUUCCUCUCCAGACUUUAGAGCAGUUCUGCCGCUGGAGUCUCGCACAAACCCCGGACCAAGGUCAGCGCAGUGACCGCCCACGAGAGCUGUCACCGCGGGGCUGGAGCUCUGUGCGCGCCCGGAGCUCUGUAAUGCGCACGACCUGAGGGACCGGGCACCCAGAUGAAGAGGAAACCUUCACUUUCUGCGGAUUAAACUAACUUUAACGUGACAGAGGUUCAUCAGUGACGCCAUGUUGGGAAACCCGGGGACGUACGCGAACAAGAAGAGGAAGAAGCCGCUUUUAAAACAGAAGAAGGCGUCGAAUGGGAACGAUGUGGUCAAGUCCAACCCAUCCAAACGCCACAGGGACCGGCUCAACGGCGAGCUGGACCGCCUCACGGAGCUGCUGCCGUUCCCCGAGGACGUGCGGUCCCGCCUGGACAAACUGUCAGUGCUGCGCCUCAGUGUGGGCUACCUGAGGGUCAAGAGCUACUUUAAAGCAACUAUAAAAAAUGGGAACAACAGCCUGAUGCUUCCGGGAGUGAACGGACAGAACGGACAGAACGGACAGAAUGGACAGAACGGGAGCGGAGGUCUGAUGGUGCCUGGACUCGGUCAGAACAACAACAGCCUGGAGGUCACCGACUUCAACGAGGGCGACCUACUGCUACAGGCUCUAAAUGGAUUUGUGAUGGUGGUGACGGCAGAUGGUUUGGUUUUUUACGCCUCUCCAACGAUCAAAGACUAUCUGGGUUUCCAACAGUCUGACGUGGUUCACCAGAGUGUCUUUGAGCUCAUUCACACUGACGACAGGGAGAUGUUCCGACAGCAGCUGCACUUUGCUCUAAACCCUCCUGAAGCCCCAGAUGAAGCUGGUUUGCAGGGUUGUGCUGAGAGCAUGUCCUACAGUCCAGACCACCUUCCUCCUGAAAACUCAUCUUUUCUGGAGCGGAGUUUUGUUUGCCGGUUCCGCUGUCUUCUGGACAACUCUUCUGGGUUUCUGGCCCUGAAGUUCCAGGGGCGGCUGAAGUACCUCCACGGUCAGAGUGUUUUGAGGGACAAUGGGACUCGCAGUCAGCCGCAGCUCGCUCUGUUCUGCAUCGCGAUGCCGGUCCAGCCCUCGACCAUCGUGGAGAUCAGGGCCAAAAUGCUCCUGUUUCAAACCAAACACAAGCUUGACUUUACUCCCACUGGCAUCGACGGACGAGGGAAGAUCAUUCUGGGUUAUUCAGAGAUAGAGCUGUGCAUGAGAGGGUCAGGUUACCAGUUCAUACAUGCUGCUGAUAUGAUGUACUGCGCCGAUAACCACCUGAGAAUGAUGAAAACAGGAGAGAGUGGUCUCACAGUCUUCAGGCUCCUCUGUAAAUCCGGAGGUUGGAUUUGGGUCAAAGCCAAUGCCAAAAUCAUUUUUAAAGGAGGAAGACCUGAGUUCAUUAUUUCUUAUCAAAAGGCUUUGGUAAAUGCGGAGGGGGAGGAGUAUCUGCGACAGAGGAGGCUGCAGCUCCCCUUCAGUUUCACCAGUGGAGAGGCCUUACUCUACAACAACAGUCCCACGAUGGACCUCAGCCAGGUUCAGUUCAACAGCCAGUUCAACAGCAGCAGCGAGAGCGACAGCCAAAGCGACGUGUUCCCUAACUCUCUGGUGGACUGCUUUUUAAAACAAGACCCCUCGGUGUACACCCAGGACAUAGAGGCGCCUCUACCUGUGGACCAGGUGUUCAUGGACAGCCGAGCUCUGGUCACUGUGGCCAAUGACUCGUGGCAGGAGAACGGCGUCUCUCCCACAGCUGGACAGCCCGUGGUGGUCAAAGAGGAGGCCAAACAGUCAGUGAUGGCCAUUAUCGAUGGACUUGAGAAAAUGUCUCAAAACGGGAACUUUGCCGACGUCCUGCAGAACGUGGACGUGCCGCAGGAGGAGCUGGUCGAGUGGGAGAACACUCUGAAGAGAAUCAACCAGGAGGACGGAGAUCUGCAGGGAGACGUCAGGGCUGAGCUGGACACCGUGCUCACUAAUGAGAUCUUUGAUUUUAUAGACUCUGUCCUGUUCAAAGAGAAAGGUGAGACCGAUCUAAACAACAGCGCCCCCAGCUGUCUGGCAGGAGUCAGUAAUAUCCCAGACCCAGUCACGCCACCGCAGUUGUUCCAGAGUGCGAGUCCAGGAUAUGCCUAUUCUCCAAUGAAUGGGCUGUACGCUCCCCCGCAGAAGGCCGUGACUCCUCCAGCAUCAUCGCCCAUUUUUAAUGGCACCCAGAAACUAUGUCACCCGCCUCUUCUGCCUGACACCAACCUGCUCCCACUUCAACAGCUGCAGCUGCAGGACAUUUUCAGCCCGUCGAUAGAGCUCCCAGAGCUCAGUGUGACUGACUCUGUCAGUGAUGCCUCUCUUAAGUAUGCUCCCAGGCAGACGGCCAACAGCCACAUGGGCGGCGCUCCAGGCAUCCCUCCAGGCCAGCCAGGCCACUCACUGCUUAGUCCUCAAAAUAAUUUGCAAGAUCCCACCAUGGCAGGAACCAGACAGCUGCUGUGUGGCCAAGUGCAGCAGCAUAACAGCCUUCCCCCUCACGUGAUGGACAUUUUGCCUCCUCUUGUUCCUUGUAAUGACUUAAAUUCCACUGUAGUUCCAAACAUAACUGUUCCCUUUUCAGCGCAGGUGCAGGGCGCACACUUUGAACCUCAGGUUCAGCAGAGGCUGCCCCCCUGUGGCAUUGCACAGAAUGGACAUGACCCCAUACCCGCGUCCCACGGUCUGUCUACAGAAAGCCAAACAUUUCCACAUGCUGACCACUUGCCCAGGAGUGUUAAUGGACUGAACCUCCUUCAGCAGCAGGGAAGGUUGGCCUGUGGUCAGGCGGCUCCUCAAAGCAGCUGUAUGUUUGGCCAGGCCUUUUCCUCCAGCCCAGCAGAGGGCGCCGGCUUCACCUUCUCUGGCUCUUUAAGUCUGAGUGGCAGCGACCCUCCUCUGGACCAGACUGCUCCUCAGAACUCCUGCUACUUCCAGUGGAGACCCCAUGAGCCUGUGCUGGGAACGUUAGACAUCAACCAGGAGAACGAUGUCAACCCAAACCAAAUGACUUUCACAGCCAGCCUGCCGUCCUCAGAGCUCGGCCGGAGCGUCCAGCCGUACCUGGAGUGCCAAAGACAGACACAGCAGGACAAAGCCGUCGCUGGAGAGCAGAGUAGGAGUUUCUUCUGCUCGUGAUGCAGUCGUUGUGGGGAGUAAACCUGAGCCAUGUUGAUAGUGGAAGGACAGCAGUAGUUUGCCUGUAUCAGUGCUUCACAUUCUCUCGCUUACCCCAGUGUCCUGUGCCUUACAUGCGCCUCUAUGUUUAAAUGCUGUAGCUUUUCAUUUUGUCUGAAGACACACUAUGAUAAUCAUGAAGUAUAAAGCCACAAGUGCGUUUACAAAGAUGGAACUUCAGCUUUCAGCUUUGGUCAUGUUGAGUGUAAAGCGCCAAAGAAAAUGACACAAAUAUAUGUUAAAUACAAAUGUAUGUUAAAAACAUGCAGAAUUUAUGCACUUAGGAGUUUCCUACGUACUCUCCUAAAUAUAUACUUGUAUAUUAAUCACAAAAAAACAGAUGCCUAAACAGCAGAGCAGAGCUGGAAUCCAAAGACUAAAUGUUACAAAGGUUUUCACUAAAUCUAAGAACAAUGCAUAUUUUAUGUUUCCCUUCUAGAAAUAAGUGCAUUAAUAAGGAAACAUGAUGUUUUUGUCCACUAGAGGGCAGCAAAUACGUAUUACCUCAGCUUUGACGAGCCUUGAAAAAAUAAUUCAGUCAAAGUCGUUUUUACAUCAAAAUCGAUGAGAUUAUCUUUCUUUUUUACUUCUUAUAUAGAAAUGUUUUCUGCUGAUAUGUUUUGUUUUUGUGUCGAAGCAGAAGGUCGUCCUUGACUUUAAACUUGUACAGAAAACAGUAUAAGCCCAUGUCUCUGCGCGAGGUCCGACCUCUGAGGUCCAACGUCUGCGCGUCCGACCUCUGAGGUCCAACGUCUGCGCGUCCGACCUCUGAGGUCCGACGUCUGCGCGUCCGACCUCUGAGGUCCGACGUCACCUCAGAGGUCUGUCCUCACAGACGGUUGGUGAUUUUUUGUGGAGCCCCUUUUUUGUGGAACUUUAACAUUAAGACUAAAGAGACUAAAAACUAGAGACCACAAAGACCACAGAGACCACAGAGACCACAGACCACAGAGACCACAAAGACCACAGAGACCAGAGACCACAGAGACCACAGAGACCACAGAGACCACAGACCACAGAGACCACAAAGACCACAGAGACCAGAGACCACAGAGACCACAGAGACCACAGAGACCACAGACCACAGAGACCACAGAGACCACAGACCACAGACCACAGAGACCAGAGACCACAGAGACCACA
This is a messenger RNA of Periophthalmus magnuspinnatus, 4590 nucleotides long. RefSeq names its product aryl hydrocarbon receptor-like. Gene Ontology annotation, biological process: regulation of transcription by RNA polymerase II. Gene Ontology annotation, molecular function: transcription cis-regulatory region binding; protein dimerization activity; nuclear receptor activity. Lineage: Eukaryota; Metazoa; Chordata; Actinopteri; Gobiiformes; Gobiidae. The transcript has 11 exons. Bases 460 to 3408 code for a protein of 982 amino acids. The record is from RefSeq and is a predicted model, not a curated record. Gene Ontology annotation, cellular component: nucleus; aryl hydrocarbon receptor complex.